Messenger RNA from Didymodactylos carnosus, 480 nucleotides. The record is from the annotation of a GenBank genome assembly. Lineage: Eukaryota; Metazoa; Rotifera; Eurotatoria; Philodinida; Philodinidae.
AUGGCUACUAGAUUCUCAAAUUCUGUUUCAUUAAAAGCUGCUGAAAAAGGAACCAAUUAUUCCAUAACACUUGUCUGUUGUACAUCGUACAACGAUAAAGAAAAUACAGGUGGAAUUUCAAUUCAAUGUCUUGAAAACACUCAGUUAUCAACUUGUAUGACUGUAUCGGAUGAAACAUUACAAUCAGCAAGUUUACAAUGUGUUAGACAAGCUUUCAUACUGGCCAGAAAAGCAGGUGCUACUUCAGUUCGCAUUGCUAUCGAUUCUGAUUAUAUUUACAAUGUUUAUACAAAAUCGCUUGAAAAUUGGAAAAAAUGUAAUUAUAUAUUAUCAUCAGGCAAAAAGGUGGCAAAUCUGGAUCUUAUUCUUGAUAUUGAUCAAAAGUGUUCAGAUAUUCAAACACAAUUUCAAUUAUUAAAACAAAACGAUGUUUACAUAAUAACAGGAAAACGCUUGGCAAAAUCUGUAUACACUCAUUAA